GAUGUUCAGACUGAUGGAGACCAACAGGAUCAGUGAUGGAACUAAAGGUUCAUCUUCUAAACACUGACAGGAAGGAGGUGUUACUGAUGUUAUGACUUGUUUCAUACUUUAUAUUUUUCAUAAACUUUGUAGAAACCUGUUUUCACUUUGACAUGAAAGAAUCUAAUUUCACUUCAGUCAGACGUUAAGUUUCAUUUUAUGCUCAAAUAUUGUGAAAGAACAAAUUACUGUUUGUAAAACUCCACAAAGCUGCACCUCAACGUGUCCUCAGCUGCUUUCUGUUCGACCUCAUUCACCUGCAGCUCAUCGGGACAUUAAACUGAGACGGAGCUUCGUCUGCCAGCAGCCUCUAAACGGUCUCAGCAGCUCGCAGGAGGUUCAGCGUCCGGCGGGUUGAACCGUCCGUUCACAGUCGGCUGCAGCAGCUCGACCGGCUGCACUCUGCCUGAUGAAUGUUUGAAGAGCGGCGGCUCAUGUUCUGACUGUUCUGCUCCGGUUGGUUCUUCUGCUCCUCAGGCUCGGAGGUCCGUCUGGUCUGCAGAGGCCACUUCCCCAUCAUCCAGCACAACCCGGCCUGGGAGAUGUGGUGGACGGUGGACGGGAAGACGCUGGACAAGCUGGGCGACCAGCGGUUCUCACAAAACAACAGCCAGGUGAAGUACGACUACGGGGACCGGACCAUGGAGAACGUCCUGCUGAUCCAGGACUUCCUGUCCGAGGACCUGAACAAGGAGUUCAACUGUUCUGUGAGGAACGAGAAAGGCUUCGAGACCCGGAGGGCUCAGCUGCAGGAGGAAGGUGAGGAACCGAGGAGCCGGCGAUGAGAACCAAGACGCUCUGAUGUUCGCUGGAACUUUAGUUUCACUUUCUGUUUCUGUUCAUGUGUUUUAUUUGUUGAAUGAAGUCGUCUCU
Molecule: messenger RNA, 912 nt
Organism: Stegastes partitus (bicolor damselfish)
Lineage: Eukaryota; Metazoa; Chordata; Actinopteri; Pomacentridae
Product: interleukin-1 receptor accessory protein-like
Exons: 2
Coding region: 582-824 (80 amino acids)
Source: RefSeq, a predicted model, not a curated record